ACCCAAGUCGAGCCAACUCUGUGACACAAUUCUUUGGGGGAAUUGGGCCUCCAUGGAUUCUUAGCCGGACCCUCUGUGCGUCAACUAUUUGCAUAGACAAUCGGAGGCCAUUAGAUCGAAGCCCAUCGGCGGCACUCUGCCCGCAGAUUUCCGGCACUGUCUCCUAACCUUCCACAGUGAUUUCCGAUCGGGCUACACAUGCUCGUAGCCAUUGGUUCCCUUGGUUAAUCACUCAUGAGAAAUUAUAUAUAUUUUUGGGUAAAAAGAGGAAGGUUUUCAAUUUGUUGUGAUAAAACAGCACUGCGAAAAGAAAUUUGAUCAGAUGAGUAAUGAGUUCAACUACUUCAUUUGCAUGUGGUGAAACAUAUACUUGACAGUUGACACCUCACCGUAGAGAGUGCAAGAGAAAAGAAUUAAUUGAAGGGAAUUGUGGUGCCCAAAAUCUAAAUCAAGCUUCAUUCAGAAAAGAUAUUUUUCAAUGAAUUUUCUGCUGCGGCCUGCUCAAACGGUGGCUGCAGAACAGACGUCUGUUCGUGAAUUUCCUACAGAUGUGCAAUACGCGUCAAAACCAGCAGCAACAUUAGAGGGUCUUAUUGCUGAAGAUCCAUAUCCACAGUAUUCCACAGCUGAUGAGCAUGUUGGAGAGAAUGAUGUGGUUGGAGGUGAAAGUGGCAGUGUUGCAGGUCCAAGUGCAAAAAAUGACACCCCUAUCACAGAGAAUCAUUCAGAUGUUACUGAAGAUGAAGGAUGGAUAACUAUUCCAUACAAGGAACUUCCUGAUAAUUGGAAUGAUGCACCAGAUAUAAGUUCAUUUCGCUCUCUGAACCGCUCCUUUGUAUUUCCUGGUGAACAAGUUCAUAUCCUGGCAUGCUUGUCGGCUUCUAAGCAGGAUACAGAGAUUAUCACUCCUUUUAAAGUUGCUGCAGUGAUGAGUAAAAAUGGCAAAGGACAAAACACCAAGAAUCAAAAUGGAAACAUUGAACAAGAUUUUAAUUCUUUCACAAAUGAGGAAGUGAAUCCUGAUGGUCAAUAUAUGGAUGAGAAAGGUGAAAACCUUUUGAAAGAGAAGGUGGAUCCUCAGAAGGAUAUUUCUGCCAGUGAAUCUCUUCUUAGAAUGGAAGAUCACAAAAGACAGACCGAAACAUUAUUGCAUAGAUUUAGGAACUCCCAUUUUUUUGUUCGGAUUGCUGAGUCAGGAGAGCCACUUUGGUCAAAAAGAAAAACUCCGGAAACAUAUCCAGAAACUUCUGAGAUACCUGAUCAAAAGCUUAUGGCAGAUGAAAUCAGAAAGACUGGGAAAAAGAGGACGACUCCUAGUGCAGUUAUUGAUAGAGGAGAUUUUAAUGCCAAUGUCUCUGGUGGAUUAGCACGAACUGUUGAGUGUUGCUCACUUUCUAAUGGAGACAUAGUGGUGCUUUUACAAGUGAACGUUGGUAUUGAUUUUUUGCAAGAUCCUAUCCUUGAGAUUCGUCAAUUUGAGAAAUUUCAGAAUAAAAAUUUAUCUCUCGAGAACCAGGAUAGCGCAGUUCAUGCAGCACAGGACCCAUGUGAAGAACUGUUAAAAUGGUUGCUUCCUUUGGAUAAUACCCUUCCUCCCCCAGCUCGGCCUUUAUCUCCUCCUUUAAAUUCUAGUGGUGUUGGUAAUGUAUCUCAAAGGUCAAAUUAUCCUGCCUCAUCUGGUUCACAGCUCUUUUCUUUUGGUCACUUUAGAAGUUACUCUAUGUCAUCAAUUCCUCAAAGUACUGCACCACCACCUCCGCCUGUUACAAAUCCCAGUUCUAAACCAAACUUUGACUUGGAAAAUUGGGAUCGUUUUUCAUCUCAGAAAAUUUUGAAUAGUAAAAAAACUGGGAAUGAGGAGCUUUUAUCUUUUCGAGGUGUCUCACUGGAGCCAGAAAGAUUCUCUGUUCAUUGUGGAUUGGAAGGUAUCUACACACCUGGAAGGAGGUGGAGGAGGAAACUUGAAAUCAUUCAACCUGUGGAAAUCCAUUCUUUUUCUUCUGAUUGCAAUACAGAUGACCUCCUUUGCGUUCAGAUAAAGAACAUUUCUCCAGCACAUACACCAGAUAUUGUGGUAUUUUUAGAUGCUAUAACAGUUGUUUUUGAGGAGGCUUCAAAAGGUGGACCACCUAUAUCAUUACCCAUCGCAUGUAUUGAAGCUGGAAACAAUGACAGCUUGCCUAAUUUACCACUCAGGAGAGGUGAAGAACAUUCUUUUAUUCUGAAACCGGCAACUUCGUUGUGGAAGAAUAUCAAGGCAGAUAGUGAAAGAAGUUCUCAAUCACCACAUUUGAUGCCUGGAAAUGCAGCAUCAAGCUUGCAUCUUCCCUCCAAGAUUGUUGGAGGAAAGGGAACUGCUUCAACCACUGAUCACUAUGCAGUUGUAGUAUCAUGUCGGUGUAAUUUCACUGAAUCACGAUUGUUUUUCAAGAAGCCAACAAGCUGGCGACCACGCCUGUCAAGAGAUCUUAUGAUCUCUGUUGCAUCUGAAAUGUCUCGACAGUCUCUUGGACCCAAUGGAGGAGUUUCUCAGCUUCCGGUUCAGGUGCUAACUCUUCAGGCUUCAAAUUUGACAUCUGAAGAUCUAACUUUAACAGUUCUUGCUCCAGCAUCGUUUAACUCUCCUCCUUCAAUUUUGUCCCUGAAUCCUUCACCCUCAACACCACCAAGCUCAUUUAUUGGGUUUUCAGAGUUCACAGGAAAAGUGGGUGGUGAGAGACAUGGAACAGCAAUGCAGAGGCUGAACUCAGUGCCUCCAACACCAGGAAAAACUCUGAAGCAGAACAGUGAAGCUGGAGUUCGACCCGCGUCCUUGAAAGAUCCAGCUGUUCCCAUCCCCGAUGUGAUUCCAAGUACUGAUUUAGGUUGUACGCAUUUGUGGUUGCACAGUAGAGUUCCACUGGGAUGCGUUCCUUCUCGUUCUACUACCACUAUCAAGCUUGAGCUGCUCCCACUGACUGAUGGCAUAAUCACACUUGACACUUUGCAGAUUGAUGUUAAAGAGAAAGGUCUUACAUAUGUUCCUGACCACUCGCUGAAGAUAAAUGCAACCUCGAGCAUCUCUACUGGGAUAAUUUAGGAUGGACAAAAGUUCUAAUUUGUGUGUCUGGUUUCUUUCUUUUCAAAGAUUUCAUUGUUAGUCAUCCAGGGCAUUGGGCUACGUGCAGCUUCGCUAAUGAAGUUUCAACGUGUAUGCUCUCUCUCUCUCUCUCUCUCUCUCUCUAUGUGAAUGAGCAUGUCAUAUUUACUUAUAUAUAUAAUAGCCUGUGUUUGAUACUCAAUAGCCUCAUGUGUUGUAAACCGUUGGACUGGAAUGGAAAAUUGUCACACCUUACAGUGGGAAAGAAUCAAAAUUAUACCUCUUUAUACUCCGA
This is a messenger RNA of Malania oleifera, 3374 nucleotides long. RefSeq lists its product as uncharacterized. The transcript has 12 exons. The record is from RefSeq and is a predicted model, not a curated record. The coding region runs from base 479 to 3079 and encodes 866 amino acids. NCBI's taxonomy places the organism in Eukaryota, Viridiplantae, Streptophyta, Magnoliopsida, Santalales, Ximeniaceae.